This is a messenger RNA of Rotaria sordida, 382 nucleotides long. NCBI's taxonomy places the organism in Eukaryota, Metazoa, Rotifera, Eurotatoria, Philodinida, Philodinidae. The record is from the annotation of a GenBank genome assembly.
ACAUUGGACAGAUUUUAAAAAACGAUUAAAUAAAGAUACAGAAAAACGUUUAUAUCAUGGUUGUCGAGAAGAAGCAGCAAAUUUAAUUAUUGAAGAUUGUUUUAAUAGAAGUUUUGCUGGAGUUCAUGGAACAAUCUAUGGUGUCGGUGUUUAUUUUUCAUCAAAUGCAGCUUACUCUCACCAAUAUACAAACCCAAAUUCACUAGAAGAACGAUGUAUGUUUCUCGCUCGUGUUCUUAUUGGAAAAACAACAAAAGGAAACGGUUCAAUGAAAACUCGACCACUUGGAUUCGAUUCAACAACAGAUGGAAAUCAUAUUUUUGUUACUUAUCAUGAUGCACAAGCAUAUGCUGAAUAUUUAAUUACAUAUAAAUCUAAAUAA